AUGCCACGACAUAUACUACCAUGCAAUUUUUUACGGCAACUUAAAUGUCAAUGUUUAGGUCGUGGUUAUCAAACAUUAGAUUCUAUUGAAUAUGAAGAAUCUAUUUCUUCAUUAUCUGAUUGUGAAAACUUUCAAAGAACAGCCUAUGAUAGUGAUAGUGAUAGUGAUAUAUUAGAAAACGAAGAACAGAUUUAUUGUAGUCAGGCAAAACGAAUUAAAUCACAAAAUUCUCAAGAAAACUUUGAAAUUUUUUAUGACAUUCACAAUGGUUUUACAUCAGGCCAAGUAUCAAUUAUUGAAAAUGCUUUACAAAUUAUUGCUGAUAGAUUAUUCAAACCAGAAAUUUUACAAAAUAUGUAUCAAAUUUGUGGUAAAUCUAGCUGUUUCUUAACACAUGGAAUAUUAUCGCAGUCAAAUUUAAUAGAAAAUUCAAUUUAUUUCAAUCAAUAUUUAUUAUUACAUUAUCAAUUAAUGUGUCUUAAAGUCCAAUGUGAAAAUGGUGAAAUGCCCAUCAUGAAUAUUUAUCCAAUUGAUGAAAAAAAUCAAAAAGAAAAUAAUGAUUCUCUUCCGUAUGUUUUUUGUAUUUCUCAUGGAUCAACAUUUAUGAUUGAUGGUGAAUUCGAAAUUGAAUUAAAUCAAGAUAAACUUAAUGGAUCAGUUAAAAACAGUUCCAAUGCUUUAUUUUGGGCUGGAGAAAUUGUUUAUGAAAUGCUUCGAAAUUUAGGUCAUCGAUCCAAUGACAUUUCGUACAGAAAUCGAUCACAAAUUAAUGUUUUUAAACAAUGUUUUCUACAUAAUGGAAAUUAUAUUCCUAUUAAAAAACAAAAAUAA
Messenger RNA from Rotaria sordida, 831 nucleotides. Lineage: Eukaryota; Metazoa; Rotifera; Eurotatoria; Philodinida; Philodinidae. The record is from the annotation of a GenBank genome assembly.